CCCACAAUUCCAUGCGCGUUCAAAAUGGACGAACUGACGGUGGAGGUUCGUGGCUCCAAUGGAGCUUAUUAUAAGGGGUUCGUCAAAGACGUUCAUGAGGAUUCGCUCUCCAUCUCGUUCGAGAACAAUUGGCAGCCGGAGAGACAGGUCCCGUUCUGUGACGUGCGCUUGCCUCCUCCAGCUGACGUGAAGAAAGAGAUUGGCGAAGGAGACGAGGUGGAGAUCCUCUCGAGGGCAAACGAGCAGGAACCAUGUGGCUGGUGGCUCGCCAAAGUACGCAUGAUGAAGGGAGAUUUCUACGUGAUCGAGUACGCAGCCUGCGACGCCACGUACAACGAGAUUGUCACGUUCGAGCGUCUACGGCCGGUGAACCUCAACAAAGCUGUGACGGGAAACACCUUUUACAAGUGCACCGUUCCUGUUCCUGAUGACCUGAAAGCCGCUUGUGAGAGUGAGCUUGCUCAUAAGGACUUUAAGAAGGCUGUAGGAGCAAGCAGGAUCGUCUUUAACCCUGAAGGGUGUGAUCUGCUUGUCCUGUCUGUAAACGAGGUGACAGUGAAGAGAGUGUCUCUCUUGAGUGACAUGCACUUGAGGAGUAUCCGGACUAAACUCAUGUUAAUGUACAGGAACGAGGAGGCCACAAAGCACUUAGAGUGCACGAAGCAGUUGGCAUCAGCGUUCCAGGAGGAGUUCACGGUGAGGGAAGACCUGGUGGGUCUCGCCAUCGGCAGCCACGGCACAAACAUCCAGCAGGCCAGGAAAAUUCCAGGAGUGACGGCCAUAGAGCUGGACGAAGAGAGCGGCACGUUCAGGAUUUACGGAGAGACGACCGAGGCUGUCCAGAAAGCAAGGAGCUACCUGGAGUUCCUGGAGGAGUCUGUACAAAUUCCCAGAAAUCUAGUUGGCAAAGUGAUCGGUAAAAACGGUAAGGUCAUUCAGGAGAUCGUGGAUAAAUCCGGGGUGGUGCGAGUACGGAUUGAAGGAGACAACGACAACAACCUUCCAGGCAAGAGGUGAGCUCUCGUUCUCAAGGAAGUUUCUUUCUGAUCUCUUUAAUAUAAAGAGUAGUGUUAAUGGCCCUUCUGUGGUAUUUUAUUAUUAUUGAAAUUGCAGGGAAUGGUGCCCUUCACGUUUGUCGGUACAAAGGAGAGCAUCGGAAACGUUCAAGUUCUCCUGGAGUACCACAUCGCUUACCUGAACGAGGUUGAACAGUUGAGGUUGGAGCGGCUGCAUAUCGACGAACAGCUGCGUCAGAUCGGUUCGGGUUUCCGCCCCAUUUCUGCACGUUCCACCGAGAAAGACAAAGAGAAGAGCUACGGGACGGAGGAAGGCGUCUCCACUGUCACACUGCACUCUGGGCGCUCCUACACGGGCCGGGGGCGCGCACGCAGGGCCGCCAACCACAACUCAGCUUACGGAACGAACUCUGAGCACUCGUACACCUCGGAGACCGAUUCUGAGCGGAGAGAUGAGCUGAGUGACUUCUCUCUAAAAGAAGUCGAGGACGAGCGUGGUGUCCAGGCCAGGAACAACAGGAGAAGAGGGGCAGGAGUCAGAGGUCGUGGUGGCUCAGGAGUCCAAGGUCGUGGGGCUGGAAGAGGCUCAGGGAGCACCAUGAGCUCAGUUCUGAAGGAUCCGGACCGGAACCCCUACAGUAUUCUGGACACCUCUGAGUCGGAUCAAAUUGCCGAUGCAGAAGCAAGCGAGUGCGAACCCAGUUCUCGGAGCCGACGCUCGCGACGCCGGCGCCCUGAAUCUGACGACAACACAUCACUCAGCGAGAACGGCCUCGAUGAGCCUAAGUCUAAACCCCCACGGCAAAACCGCAGCCGUCGCCGGCGCAUUCGGCCUCCUGAAGAGAAACAGCCAGUCACCGUGGCCGAUUUUAUAUCACGUGCUGAAUCACACAGCAGACAGAGAACACCCCGAGAACUGAAGAAGAAUAAAAAAGACUUGGGUCAGGUGGAAGUCAUAUCUGAGCACAGCGACUCCAAGCAGCUGACUAACGGCCCCAGUGCUGACGCAGACGAGCCGAAAAAGACACCACGUGCUUCCACGGAAACGAGCCCAGACGGGAAACCCGAUGUGGCCAAGCCGAACGCCGUUAACGGACUCUGCUGAACACCUCGAUCUUUUCGUGUAUUCUUUCUUCAAACAGUCGUAACCUUUACAUUUUUACAAUAGUGCUUGUAUGAGCUCGCCAAAGAUUGAAACACACAAACAAAUAGACACACACAUAUAUACACACACACACAGACUUCCAGAUUCUUCUCUCUGCUGCACUUUUCUCUUCCUUCCCGUGGAUCAGGUACAAAGGGAGAACACGAACUAAACAAAAGCAGCCCUGAAGUGCAAUGCAAUAUUAAUAUAAUUUUUUUUUUCUGUCCACUUAUCUUUAUCAUGAAGGCGAAACACAUACACUGUAUAGCCAAAAGUUUGUGGACACCCGACGAUAAGAUAAUGCUGUGUGAACAACCCAUUCCACAUUUAGCCCCAUUUGUUUUUAUAAUCACCUCCACUAAAUUUUGGAGUGCGUUUGUGGAGAUUUGUGAUCGUUCAGCCACAAGCUGAAGCUAAUUAAGUCGUGAUAUAGGUGAAGUGUAGAGGCCUGGGGUGCAGUCAGCGUUCAAGUCAUCCCAAAGGUGUUCAUUCAGAAGGGUUAAGGUCAGAGCCAAGAUCCAAGAUCUUUCACUUUAACCCAUGUAAACCAUAUCUGCAUGGAGCUGGCUUUGUGCACGGGAGCAUCCUCAUGCUGGAACAAGUCUUGUAGUUCUAGCUAAAGUGAAUUUAAUGCUACCACUUCCAAAGACUUUCUGUAUAGCAGUUUGGAGAAAACCCUCAUACCCUCAUAUAAAAUCAGGUGUCUCAAUACUUUGUCUAUAUAGUGUGUGGUGUUUAUUCAUAAGUCAGCGCUCCAGACCUGCCAAACUGUAACACAUUUUGCAUCCAAACGUAGUAUUUUAACGUCAUGCGAAUGCUGCUACAAGUAAAAGGAAGCUCUAGAACCCCCCCAUUGUUUAUAAGACAACAAAAAAAAAAAACAGUUAAGCCAAUCAGUAAAUUUAAGAUCUGUUUUAUUAUUAACAAAAUCUCGGGAAACCCCUUUCUCUCUCGUCUCGAUAACAUUUUCCUGGGUAAAUGGUAAAAGUUUUGAUAGCUGACAUCUGUUCCUCAAUAUAUUUGGGAUUUACAGAAAAUUUCUUUCUUGCACAUUACAUAUAAUUUCACCAUUAAUAAUGAGCAGAAAGGGAUAAACUUACACGUGUAUAUACAGGGCUUUACGGUAAACAGUAGGGCCUUCGGGGGGGGCGGUGGAGCCACCUCUUGCCUGUUUCUAUGACGUUGAGAUUAGAAACUCGCAUUUGCAAUUUUUUAAAAUGAAUUCCUGUAUAUAACAUUUUUCCUCCUAGAAUGUGAAUAAAGAAAUUGUACAUGUAAAAA
Silurus meridionalis is the source of this 3441-nucleotide messenger RNA. It is a transcript of the gene fxr1, whose product is annotated as fragile X mental retardation, autosomal homolog 1. Gene Ontology annotation, molecular function: translation regulator activity; mRNA 3'-UTR binding; protein homodimerization activity. Gene Ontology annotation, cellular component: neuronal cell body; presynapse; nucleus. The record is from RefSeq and is a predicted model, not a curated record. NCBI's taxonomy places the organism in Eukaryota, Metazoa, Chordata, Actinopteri, Siluriformes, Siluridae. The transcript is spliced from 16 exons. Gene Ontology annotation, biological process: regulation of dendrite morphogenesis; regulation of modification of synaptic structure; regulation of translation at postsynapse, modulating synaptic transmission.